CCGUUUCUUCUUCACUCUCUCAGAUUGUUGAAAUCUAUUCUCUCUUCUCUUCUUUUCUCUAUAAAUUGAUCUCUACCAGUUCAUAGGGUUUUUUACACUGCCUCAAACUACACUCAUGGCAGCAGAAACUGCCGGUGGCGUUGAUCAGAGAGCAGCUCCGGCCAGGACGGCCGAAUUAGGCAUCGGAAGUCUCAUUUCAAUCACUUCUAUAUCAGAAAAUCGCUAUGAGGGAUAUAUAAUCGAGAUAAACGUUCAUAGCAUCGGUCUUCGAAAUGUGAAAUUCUUUGGGACCGAAGGACGCUUGAAGUAUGGCCCUCAGAUUUCUGCCCAUGACUGUAUCUAUGAGUAUAUAUACUUACGCGGAAGCAACAUAAAGGAUCUGCAGGUUAUAUCUUCUCCAUCACCUCAAAGUACAUCAGUUGUACCUGACGAUACUGCUAUAAUACGGCCUCGUUUUCCUCAUCCCACACCUACAACUAUGGCCUCAACAUCUCACAGUGCUGCAGAAGUAGCAAAUGUUAGUAGUACCAGUGUCCAACCCAUUCAGCCCCAUGACCCAUCAGCCUCAAGUUCAAGCUUUUGGGGCUCAUUGCUCCCUCCUCCACCUGCAAAUAUCAGUAGGCUUGCUGUGCCUAAUUAUUUGCCCGGAUUAGUUGGGUCCUCAGGAAGAAUGUGUCAUUUUCAACAGCAAUUUUCUGUGCCUCCACUGAGUUUGGUGGCAUCACAGGACACAGUUCAGCAGCAAGCGCUACACCAGAAUGUAAAUACCUCUGUAGUUGGAGGAUCCAGUUUUUCUGAACACCAGCAUCCCUUGUGGCUGCGUCGUAGUACUAGUUUGAACACCAGCAAUGCACUUCCUCCCUUGCUAUCCACACCAUCUGUCCAAUCCAAUCCUGGGGAGUUUGAUAAACUGGCAUCUAAUUUAUCGUCCAUUCCAAUGCCAAAUAUUGGGUCUGGUGCUCUUUCAAGUGUACCAGCAAAUCCUGACCCAAACAUGGCAUCUUCUUUUCCAGAAGUAUUUGAUGAGAAUGCCACUCUGGCUCCAGUUACUGAUGAAAGAAAUUCAGUUGAGCCGACAGGUGUAUCUUUCAGCAGGCAGUCAAAGCUAUGUCCCAUGACAAUUGAGGAGCAGUCAGGACCGAGGCAGUCCUCUCCAUCUCAGUCACUGCAGACCACAAAUAUCAAUGCAAAGACUGCUCCAGCACCAGUAGUGGAACCUCUGCCAGAUAGCACUGAAGAAACCUCGGAGUCAUUGCUGAAACACACAAUUAAAACUGUAUGUCCACUCUUUUUCCCUCAGCAACUACUUUGUUCUUCCUCACCCAAAACAACACUAGUCAAUGUUCUUCUACUUGUUUCUGUGCUCAACAAUACCUUUUCUAUUUUCUUUCUUUUUUUUCCCUUCUUCUUGUUGCAGGGAUCUACAUCAUCUCAUCAUGAUAAAGGUACUCGGUCUGCUCAGGGAAGAGAUCAGAAUCCCCAUAUCAUAACAAGAUUCAAGGAUGAUUUUGACUUCGAGGCAAUGAAUAAAAAGUUUAAUAAAAAAGAGGUCUGGGAUUUCUUCAGAAAAAAUAACAAAGCCAAAGCGGAUGAUGGUGAUCUUAAAGGUAAAGCCAGAGAAGUACAUGAAAAAGACAAUAGCAAGCCUGUUUACCGUAAAGAUGACUUCUUCGAUUUUCUCUCUUAUGGAGCACCUGAACAUGAAUCAAAAGUAACGCUGACCGAACAAAGGAGAAGAGAUGAUGAGACGUUUGGAGUUAAGAUCCCACUACUCCAUCAGGAUCAUGGGAAGGGAUCACACUCGGCUAGGACAUCUCAAGCCUCGUUUGGUGGCAGAGGACAUGGCAAUAUGCGUGGUAGUCAUCGUGGUCCUGGAAGAACUGUUUGGAGGCGACUCUCAAAAUGAGCUUAAUUCCAUGUUGCUGCAUGGCACCCUUCAAUAAUAUCCAGUCGUGUAUCAAAUUCUGGUCGCAUUUAACUUAAUCUUAUGGUCUAGUGUAACAAUCAUGGUCGAAAACUAUUCAAAGUUGUAGGGCUUGGUAAUUCUUCAAGUAUGUGAUCAGCGGUAAAUUAUCAGUUGAUACCAUAACUUCUUGAGGAAGAGAUUGACAUAUUUGCUUUUGCUCUUUCCAAAAAGGGGAAAUAAGCAGUUAUAUAUAGCUGCUUUCAAUAACUUCUUCUACAAACUUUGUCUAUAUACAUAUCCAUU
Messenger RNA from Solanum dulcamara, 2209 nucleotides. Its product is annotated as protein decapping 5-like. The coding region runs from base 116 to 1906 and encodes 596 amino acids. NCBI's taxonomy places the organism in Eukaryota, Viridiplantae, Streptophyta, Magnoliopsida, Solanales, Solanaceae. The transcript has 8 exons. Gene Ontology annotation, molecular function: mRNA binding. Gene Ontology annotation, biological process: P-body assembly; cytoplasmic stress granule assembly. Gene Ontology annotation, cellular component: P-body. The record is from RefSeq and is a predicted model, not a curated record.